CCCAUCAGCUGUUUUUGUUUUACCGUGUGGAUAUUGGAAGUUAAUAACACAAUAACAACAGUGUCGACCGACUCAAGGGGAACGGCACAUUAAGGAGGUGUUAUCGUUUAUCUUUUAUCCUGUUUAAAGCUGGGUUGUUGACUCGGUGUGUGAUGUGUGCCAUCUGAGUCGGUCUUGCCCGGACAUUCCUCUCCCCGAAGAGUGUGAGCGUGGCGCUUGGAGUCGGGGGGCAGAGGAGGGGGGAAGCGGGUUCCGGCGGGGAAUCGACCCGAGCCCCAAGGCCAACCAAACUCGGUCGGCAGGAGGAGAGGGAAUUCGGCGCCUCCGAUGGAGUCCCAGGAGUCCCAGGACGCAGCGGACGGCACCGAUCUGCAGCGAGCCUUCAUCUGCGCCUCGUUUAACCAGGACACCACUUCUCUGUCAGUGGGCACCAAGACCGGCUACCGGCUCUUCUCAGUCACUGCUGUGGACAAACUGGACUGCAUCCAUGAGGGAGUAGAGUGUCCAGACGUUUACAUCGUGGAGCGACUGUUCUCCAGCAGCCUGGUGGUGGUGGUCAGUCUGUCCAUGCCACGGCGAAUGAACGUUUACCACUUCAAGAAAGGCACCGAGAUUUGUAACUACAGCUACUCCAACAACAUCCUCUCCGUCCGGCUCAACAGACAGCGGCUGGUGGUGUGCCUGGAGGAAUCGGUCUACAUCCACAAUAUCAAAGACAUGAAACUACUCAAAACCCUGCUGAACACACCCACCAACCCCACAGGCCUUUGCGCUCUCUCCGUCAACCACAGUAACUCCUACCUGGCAUACCCUGGCAGCGCCACCAUCGGAGAGAUCACCGUCUACGACGCCAACAACCUGAGCACCCUGACGCUGAUCCAAGCCCACGACAGUCCCCUGGCGGCCCUCACCUUCAAUGGCUCUGGCACCAAACUGGCCAGCGCUUCAGAGAAGGGCACCGUUAUCAGAGUCUUCAGCGUUCCUGAAGGACAGAGACUGUUUGAAUUCCGCAGAGGCAUGAAAAGAUAUGUUAGCAUCAGUUCAUUGUCCUUCAGCGCCGACGCCCAGUUCCUGUGCGCCUCCAGCAACACUGAGACAGUCCAUAUCUUUAAACUGGAGCAGCACAGCCCCAGUCAAGACGAGGAGUCUCCCACAUGGUCUGCGUACAUGGGCAAAAUGUUCACAGCGGCCAGCACCUACUUGCCCACCCAGGUGUCCGACAUGAUGCAUCAAGACAGAGCCUUCGCCACAGUGCGACUCAACAUGUUCGGCCUGAAGAACAUCAGCGCCCUCGCUACGAUUCAGAAGCUCCCUCGCCUGCUGGUGGCUUCCUCAGACGGGUGUCUCUACAUUUAUAAUGUGGAUCCACAGGACGGAGGCGAGUGCGUCCUCAUCCAAAAGCACAGGCUGUUUGACUCCAGCGAGGAGCAGGUGGAACAGAAGGAAGAGGAGAAUCCGGAGGAUGUCUCUCCCGAACCAGCCAGCCAAUCAUACGCUGCCACUGUGGCUCUCCCUUCAACCCCGCCCUCCUCCACCACUCUCAUGGGUUACUCUGAGGAAGGCGGAGCCCAGAAGGGUGAGGUUAUCCCAGAACACGAGUUCGCCGAGGGCCCCGUCUGUCUGGAUGACGAGAACGAGUUCCCUCCAUUCGGCAACCAGAGUAAUUGACCAAACCCCUCUCUCACGAAACAUCCAAUCCAAUCCCUGCAUAACAAUCUGACUGUUUCAAGCAGGGAGUUGGACAAAACUAUUCCUCUGUUGAGACAUGGUGACACCCCCACCCUUCCACGUGUACCCCUGCUGGCCUAGGGUCAAAUCUUGCCAGAAUGUUACUUCCUGGUGUUUCUGUCUUCUGCGUCCCUCUCACUUUUUGUAAGGAAUAAAAAAAAAAAAAAAAAAAAAAAAAAAAGGGGGGGGGGGGGUAAGGUCCACAUUCACACUAUAUUAGACCGAUUGAAAGACUGUCCAAGAGUCCCACUGUUAACGCCCAUGUUACGCCAUUAACAACGGUGUUAAACCUUUUUUAAUAUAUAUAUAUAUAU
Messenger RNA from Anarrhichthys ocellatus (wolf-eel), 2042 nucleotides. RefSeq names its product WD repeat domain phosphoinositide-interacting protein 1. Gene Ontology annotation, molecular function: protein binding. The coding region runs from base 328 to 1668 and encodes 446 amino acids. The transcript is spliced from 12 exons. The record is from RefSeq and is a predicted model, not a curated record. NCBI's taxonomy places the organism in Eukaryota, Metazoa, Chordata, Actinopteri, Perciformes, Anarhichadidae.